Molecule: messenger RNA, 3408 nt
Organism: Spizellomyces punctatus DAOM BR117
Lineage: Eukaryota; Fungi; Chytridiomycota; Chytridiomycetes; Spizellomycetales; Spizellomycetaceae
Exons: 16
Coding region: 54-3323 (1089 amino acids)
Cellular component (GO): cytoplasm
Molecular function (GO): protein binding; GTPase activator activity
Source: RefSeq, a predicted model, not a curated record
UUUCAUUGUACCAGCUGCGAUCUGGCCUUGACCUCUCGUUCGAUGCUCGAGAAAUGGGUGCUAACGCGUCUUCGCAUGCUGUAAAUAAUAGGCAAUUCUCCAUUGAGCUGGUAACGUUAAAGCAAGGCUCCGAUUCGGUCACCAUUCGAAUCGAUCGCGACGAUGUGUACAUAAAGCUUUUGGGAGGAUCAGAAUCAGCAUUCAAGCUCAGUUCAUUGCUGGAAGAUCCCGACCCUUCAACGCCCACGCAUUGGAAAUCUGUCCAAUCAAUCGCUCGUUUAAGCACGGCCGCCUAUCAACGACUACGUGGACGGAAUCCAACUCUGACGGUAGAUUACAGUGAGGAUCUGUUGGUCACAUUUUCUUUCAGAGUGACGGGAGAAUGCCCAAGGGGAUUAUUGUUCAUCGUUGCGGGGAGUUCAGCCGAGCUGCAACGUGUUCUGUCAAAGGGGAACGACAUCUCUACGUCUAACGCGCACGUAGUAAACCCGGAUCCAACCUUAAUCGUGAACGGCGAUGGGUUUAAGAUCUACGAAUGGACAUGGGCAUACGUGGCUCCUCCUGCCACCGGACAAACGGAAUUGAAGAGUAUUGCGCUGCCUCCAACUGGCGGAUGGAAAACUUCCUGUUAUUUUGGAGUUUAUGACGCUGAGGAAAAGCAAUCUCAGGCAUUGGCUACCUUUGAUUUCUUUGUUUCAUCCCCUAUGCCACCUCCUCCCACUCGUGCACACAGCCAAACCUCGUCCGUUGCGCUCUCAGGUUUCAGCUCACGGAGAGAAUCAGUUGUCGGAUCAGUAGAACCAGCAGCAAUUUCACCCCUAUCUCCACACAGCGAAGGAAACGAGUCAGCCACCUCACCACGAUCGUCCGUCUCUUCACCCAUUUCACCUGCUGCAAUAUCUCCAGCGGGUGUAGGGGGCCAUCGCAGAGAACUUUCCAGCGGGACUGGAAGCUCUAUGCUCAAUCUUGAUGAAGUGGAUGAUGAGCCUGCCUUCCGUGCUACGAUUGAGAGUUUGGAAAAAAAGACCGCCAACCUCAAACACGCAGUAAAGAAGACAUCAAAGCAGGUGGAUGAGUAUGUUAAUACCGCCCGAUCUUUCAUGCAUGCUGGAAGAAGCCUUGCUGCAGCCAUUUCAGCAAUCCCCAAUGUAGAUGUUGCGGUAAUUAAUCUUCUAAACGAAGUGCAGAAGGAGGUGGACAAGGCAACAGAGAUCCUUUUGAAUCAAGUUCAAGGGACAUUUAUCGAGCAACUUGAUCUUCUGUACCGUACUCAGAUUAAAGCGGCUGAAGGUCAAAAGAAAGGCUUUGAUCAAGAAGCCAAGGAUUUUAACGCUUCCGAGCAAAAAUACCUCUCCAUUAAAAGUCACGACAAAAAGCUGCUUGAGGCAGAUUCGAAAUGGCAAGAAAAGAAGAAAAAUUACGAGCUGAAAAGGCUGGAUUAUUACUGUCAUUUGAAAGAUCUGCACGGAGCGCAUAUGGAGCGAGACUUGAAUUUCACCUUCACAGUGCUGGCGGAGAAACAGAUGUCCUUUUUCAAGUCCAUUGCCGAUAAGUUGAUCAAAAAGAAAGAUGACCUCGACACCCUAUCGAAUAAAUGGAAGGAGUCAAAUGAAAAAUAUAACGAGGAAAAGAGGGAACGAGAGGAGAGGCGCAAGCUGAUUGAAUCGAAGGCUCAGCUACUUAUCGAUAGCACUGGGACGGGGGAAGUCUUGAGUGAUGAGGAAAACGGUCGACCAUUAUCCGCGGACGCGGCAGGAAAUAAGUUCCGUGGUAUCCGGGAUUUGGUUCAAACACAUGACUCGGAGUCGGCCUCGUUAGGGCGAAGAAAGAAGGGUUACCUCUUCGUUGCGGUAGCUCCGACAACAGGUGGUGGACAUCAAAAGGCCACUGCUGGGUUACUUAGCUGGAGAAAACUUUGGUGCGUUCUGUCAGGUGGCCAGUUACAAGAAUGUCUAUUAAAGAAGAAUCAAGCAGAGUUGAUCCACACCGUCAAUCUACGGUUCUGCACUGUGCGUGAGGCCCGCAAUAUCGACCGACGCUUCGCGUUCGAGUUAAUAGGGCCGCAUAUUGGUCGCCGCUUAUAUCAAGCAUCUGAUGCUGAAGAUAUGAAAUCAUGGAUAGUGGUAAUCCAAAACUCCAUCGAAGGGAUGCUCAGUGGAACCAGUACGAUAUUCGAGAACGUAGGCCCCGACUACGUUGUGCCUUUAGGGAGAGCAAGUCGUGCCAUGACCCCAUCAACAGAGAACUUGCCUGGCGGGGAACUCGAUACGCAAAUUCCAGGAAGAGUUCUAGAAAUCAUUAGAGAAUCAGAUCCAGCAAAUUCAGUUUGUGCAGAAUGCGGUGCGAAGGGACCAGACUGGAUAAGCAUUAACUUGGGGUGCAUUUUAUGUAUUGAUUGCUCUGGAAUUCAUCGUAGUCUUGGAACCCACAUUACCAAGAUUCGCUCUCUCACCCUUGAUACGGUGAGUUGGACUCCAGAAUUGAUGGCAGUGUUGAAGAAUAUCGGAAACGCGAAAUCCAAUUCCAUAUGGGAAGCGACAGCAACACCCGAAACAAAGCCCACUGCAACGGACCGGCGAGAUCUUAAGGCCCAAUACAUUCGUGACAAGUACGUGAGUCGUACGUUCCUCGACAAAGCAUCACUCCAAUCUGAGGACAGCGAUCCGCAGAAGCUAUUGCAGAAAGCAGCACAUGAUAAAGACAUACUUGCCGCUUUGAAGGCAAUGGCCUUCGGUGCAGACAUCAAUUUUUCCAAUUCCUCAACACAUAGUGCUCUCAUAACUGCCCUCGGCUAUCCCUCGCCACCGCCACCACGACGAAACAGUUCUAUCAUACAGCCUCUACCAUUAUCAUCUCCUUCACCCACUUCAUCCCCACAUCCAAUCAGUUCCUCUGUUAAGACAUCAACGUCACCGUCUCCCCGAAUGGUCGUGGCAGAAUUCCUCCUUCAAAAUGGCGCAAAAAUUGAUGCUGUCGACGAAGUACCGACCACCGCCGGCCCAAAUGUGCUUUGUUUUGAUGGUGAACAAACUCUUCCUGGCGUGGAAGGCUCCGUAACUAGGCGAAUGAACGCACUGCAUUUUGCUGCCUUAUAUCACGAUGUGGAGGCGGUUGGGUUUUUACUGGGUAAAGGUGCAGAUCCAAAUAUUCGGGACGGAUUAGGGAAGACGCCACUAGAAUUGGUGGAGAUUGGGAGAAGGUGGAGAUCAAAAUCAGCCGCUGCUUCAUAUCCAGAGCCAGAAGAACCUAGUUCAACAUCGGAUGCUGGCAUAUCGUGCGAAGGAAGGUUAAGAGAUGCUUUGGCAAAGUGGCAAAAUAGAUAGGGUUUCAAAUCGUGCUCAUUUAUAAAUAUUGUACAAACCAUGGUCGAUAGUAUUAAUAAAGCAUAAACAGUAUGGGAGAUCCGUG